UUCGAUGGCAUCUAUGGCCGUGCAGUUGUCACUUCCCCUGCGUUGCAAUCUCUGUGUCGAUGCCAGCUUCGAUCGAUUGCGACUCUUUGUCAUGAAUUCACACGUCUCCCUUCCGAGUUCAUCCUCCGUUUCUUUUCAAUUCUUAUAUUUUUUUGGAGCUCCUGAUCGUGAUUAUUCCAGUGCGAUUUGGUCUUGUGAAGUGUGAGAAUUUGUUUUGCGAGUGUCGGUUGAUUGUUUUCUUGAAAGUGGCGCGAGCGGCGACGUCACCACCUUGUGAAAGCGCUCUACUGAUCUGUGCCAGUGGAACUUGAAUAGAGUAACUCAGCCUUCCAUGGCAUGGCGCAGCAGCCGGGCUCUCUUCUGGCGAGAAUCCAUACCGAGAACCUUGACAAGAGCCCCACUCUUCACCAGAGCUGUAACAACAUACGACACACCUGCGACUACGCACGACACAUUUGACGACGUGCUACAGACGAAGGAUGGCGAGACUCUCUUUGCAGGAUUGAAAACUGCCGAACUUGUAAGGACACUUUUUAAUCUACAUCUGGUUGCAUAUGAGCCGGUGGUGGACUUGAGCCUUAAGGUCCUCACGUCUCCUUUGAUGAAAUAUAGCCUGUUCCAAGUACCUGUAAACCAGGUAGUUAAGGGCACUGCUUACUCUCAUUUUUGUGCUGGAGAGGAUGUUGAAGAAGCCUCCAAGACCUUACAAAGAAUGUGGGAGCUAGGGCUACGCGGCAUUUUGGACUAUAGUUCUGAAGACGCAACAGACAAUGAGUCUUGUGAUAAAAACCUUCAGAAAUUUGUGCACGUUGUCCGUCAGUCUAGUCGUCUUCCUCAAGGAUCAGUGAGCACCUCAUGCGUGAAGAUCUCUGCCAUUUGCCCUAUCCAACUCCUUGAGCGAGUCAGCGAUCUAUUUCGAUGGCAGCAUGUACAUAAGGAAUUCAAACUGCCAUGGAAGCAGGACGUGAUACCCUUUCUGGCCGAGGAAAGCCCCACACAUCACGUCACUUCGCCUCCAGAACCUCUCACGAAAGAAGAAGAAAUAGACUUGACACUUGCUCAUAAGCGUCUGAAAGAUCUUUGCGAGGCGUGUGAACAGGAAGGUUUACCUCUGCUGAUAGACGCUGAAUACUCGUCAGUUCAGCCUGCCAUUGAUUACAUCAUUCAUGCUGCUGCGGCUGAAUUCAACAAGGGCGAUCGGCCUCUAAUUUACGGAACUAUGCAAGCAUAUCUGAAGGAUUCAUUUUCGCGACUUAGCCUUGCAGUGCGGGGUUCUCAUGAGCGGGGACUUUCCUAUGGUGUGAAACUUGUACGCGGAGCUUAUUUAUCUCGAGAAAAUGAAAUGGCAUCAUUUUUGCGGGUUCCUUCUCCAAUUCAUCCAAAUAUUGAAAGUACACACCGUUGCUACAAUUCUUGUGCUGCAUUCAUGCUGGAGCAAGCAGCUACUGGAGAUGGGGCAGUGAUGCUUGCUACUCACAACAUGGAUUCCGGCCGUAUAGCAGCAGCCAAAGCUCUGGAGUUAGGAUUGUCGAGAGACGAUCCUCGAGUGCAAUUUGCCCAGCUAAAGGGCAUGGCUGAUUUGCUAUCUUUGGCAUUAGCACAAGCAGGCUUCAGAGUAGUAAAAUAUCUUCCUUUUGGUCCUGUUUCCGAAGUAAUUCCCUACCUUGUCAGACGCGCGGAAGAGAAUCGUGGUCUUCUUGGCAAUACUAUCCAUGAACGCCAGGCAAUCAGGACGGAGCUUCGAAGACGAUUGCUGCAGUUUUAGAACCUGCUAGGACAUCCGAAUUCAGUCCAGAACUCCAAACAAAUUGACUCAGAACCUGGAGUUUCACUCAACACAUUUCCCACAACCUUCAUUGUCGAGGUUGCUUAUUUUUCACAUUCUUUCUGAAUGUGCGUACAAAGGUUUAUCUGCGCCUUGCGCAAGAGUCGAGUAGACAAUUCUUCCCUCUUAGACUCUUACAUGUACGAAAAUCAAACAAAAAAAGACACAUUUGUAGCCCUUUCUUACUGGUCAAUCCUACAGGACAUGUAUAGUUUACUCUAAGAAACGGCAGAUCCUUCGGCAAAACAGUCUGACAUCUCCCACCAAAAUUCAUUGUUGAUACUCGUAUUCAGCAGUUAGUUGGAUGAAAAAAAUCGUUGAACUCAUCUCAUAUUGGAACAUUGUUUUAUGAUAUAUGUGGAAAGUCAACUACUUCAGAUUUUAUCAUGA
Molecule: messenger RNA, 2215 nt
Organism: Physcomitrium patens
Lineage: Eukaryota; Viridiplantae; Streptophyta; Bryopsida; Funariales; Funariaceae
Product: proline dehydrogenase 2, mitochondrial
Cellular component (GO): mitochondrion
Molecular function (GO): FAD binding; proline dehydrogenase activity
Source: RefSeq, a predicted model, not a curated record